Molecule: messenger RNA, 2182 nt
Organism: Exophiala mesophila
Lineage: Eukaryota; Fungi; Ascomycota; Eurotiomycetes; Chaetothyriales; Herpotrichiellaceae
Product: acetoacetate-CoA ligase
Exons: 12
Coding region: 78-2111 (677 amino acids)
Biological process (GO): lipid metabolic process
Cellular component (GO): cytosol
Molecular function (GO): acetoacetate-CoA ligase activity
Source: RefSeq, a predicted model, not a curated record
AGAUAUCGUUUUUAUGCCUUGCGGAUUCGAAGACCCCAUAACGUAUAGAGAGGACACCGUCACAUUUCAAGAUAUUUAUGGCGCUCAAACCAGUAUACAACCCUCCGAUUGGACUCAGAACCUCUCUGGACACUUUUAGGGAGAAGCUAAAUUUCAAGUACAACUUGAACUUGAAAAAUUUCACAGACGUCCACGACUUCUCAGUUCAACGGCUGAAUGAUUUUUGGCUAUCAGUAUGGGAAUUCACUAAUGUAAAAGCUUCUAUUCAGCCGACCAAGGCCGUCCAUGAAGAUGAGUCCAUCGAUUGUUUCCCCUUGUUCUUCGAAGAAACGAGACUCAACUUUGCGGAAAACAUGAUUUUUCGCCAGAUCGAGGGCAUUGCGACAAUCGAUCUUAAUGAAGGAAACCUGGGUUCGCCUGAAGAGUAUACUUGGCGGGACCUGAGGGAGCUUGUGCGAAAAUAUUCGAAUGCAUUAAGGUCGUCCGGCUUGCAAAGAGGAGGCGUCGUGGCUCUCAUCGGGAGCAACUGCACUCGCUCUCUUGCUUUGCUUCUCGCCACUGCCUCCGUGGGGGCAGUAUUUGCAUCGUUUGCAACAGACAUGGGAGACAAGGCUCUCGAUGAUCGUUUAGGAGUGCUGAAGCCGCAAUUCUUAUUUGCCGAGUCCUCCUACGUGUACAAUGGCAAGAGGCAUAAUAUUGUUAAUAAGAUUGAUGUCUCAAUUUCAAAGCUCCAGCGGGAUGUCCCAUGUGAGGCCAUCAUCAUAGGCCCGAGCGACGGAAUGACUUCUCAGCGAACAAGCUUCAAUCAAUUUCUAAAGCGGGCGACCGACAUUGAAUUGGUGUUCGAGCAAGUUCCUUUCAAUACUCCACUUGUGGUCAUGUUUAGCUCAGGGACGACUGGGAGUCCAAAGGGCAUCGUACAUUCGCAUGGCGGGCUAGUCCUGAACGGAUUAAAGGAGUUUAUAUUGCACAACUGUCUCGGCUCAGGCGAUGUGCACUACCAUUACACAAAUAUUGGCUGGACUUUAUGGAAUAUCUCAAUUGGCGCCUUAUUCGCUGGGUCAAGUCUGGUGCUGUACGACGGGAGUCCUUUCUACCCAACUCCCGAAAAAUUUCUCGAAUUCUUGUUCAAAAUCAAUAUCACAUCAUUCGGAGCCGGACCACGCUACUUUUCAGAACUACAAAAGCUGAAUGUCUCACCGAAAAAAUACACCAAACAUCUCCAUUCGCUACUAUCAACCGGAGCGGUCCUUACGCCUCCGCUUGCCACUUGGCUUGCCGCAGCCUUUGGUCCUGUUUGCCAGCUGUCAAUGUCUGGCGGAACUGAACUCUGUGGUGCUUUCUUGCACGGAUCCCGCUCAGUGCCUUCCUAUGCUGGCGAGCUUGCGGUCAAGGCUCUGGGAAUGGAUGUCGUGGUCUUCUCGCCUGAAGGCAGACCUGUCGCCGACGGUGAAAGCGGAGAGCUCGUAUGUCGCAAGCCGUUCCCCAAUAUGCCAGUUAAAUUUUGGGACGACCCCGGGCGCUCCAGGUACUAUAACUCUUACUUUGCGAACUUCCCAAAUGUGUGGACACAUGGAGAUUUUAUCCAGGUCAACCCGGUCACUAAAGGUGUUUACGUGCUGGGCAGGAGUGACGGUGUGCUAAACCCUUCUGGUGUACGUUUUGGAACCUCCGAGAUCUACAAUAUCAUCUCGACCCCAAUGUUCGAACAAUUCAUCAGUGAUGCUGUGGUAGUGGGACAACAGCGCUUGGUUUCAGGUUAUUCUGACCCUGCGGAACGUGUGGUUCUCUUCAUCAAAUGUACGCCAGAAGCCACAUCAGGUACUAUCAAUCCGAACCCGAAAAUCAUAUCAAUGAUCAAUCAAGCCAUCGAGAGAAACCUCAGUCGAAGACAUGUUCCUUCAUUCAUUUUCGAGACCGGAACCGUUCCCUACAAUGUCAAUGGCAAGAAGCUGGAGAUUCAGGUCAAAGCCAUCCUAAACGGAGGUAAAGAAGCAAUGGCCAAAUUGAAAGUGACGAAGCAGGAGUUGAAGCAAUUAGAAUGGUACGAGAAAUUUUUUGCCAUUGAGGAUUUUGUGAACAACGGUCCUUUGCGAACAUCGAAGCUAUAAGUACGCCACAGACACAUCACCUACGACUCUAUAGAAACACGCAGCAGUGCGCAGAUAGACAGACAGAGAAC